ACCCUACCUGAACAGUGGGUCUUUGAUGCUCAGGUCCUCCACUUUUCACCAAGAGGAAAGCGGACAUUCUGCCCCUGCUUCCCGAGCUGUGGUCUCGGGACGUCGGGGAGAAGUUAGCGGGAGGAGGGGUCCGGGGUUUGGGUUGUUUCGGAGGUAGUGUUUUCCUAAUCUUGAAAAUGACAGUCCAGUUCACGUCAUGCCCCGAGUCAUGCCUCUUGUCUCUGGCACUGAGUAUGUCAGUUAAGUAACCGCAAUCUAACUGGCUGCUAUCGGUGACGCUAAAGGCCAAGUUUCUCUGUCACCUGCCUUACAGGGUGUCAAGUGUUUGAGGAUAAGAGUGCCUGGUUUAGGUAAAGGAUCAAACUGUAGAAAUCGUGCCUGCUUUUAAGCUUUACUUCAUACCUUUGAUUAUGCUUUCAGCGUCUGUGGGAAGCUGUUGCUGAAGCGCUGUAAGAGAGUGGCGGAGUUGAUGGAGAAGCCUACUAGUGAUGGAAGUCAUUCAGAGGGCCUGUUGUCCUACCUCUUACAGGAGAGAGGACCUGACCUACUAUGUGCCCCUGAGAAGCACCGCAGCAGGUUCAAGGGAGACGUACCAAGUACUUGCUCAAGUACCAAGACGGAGUUGGAAGCAGCGCUUAGGGAAGCUGAAUUGGCAUCCUGUUCAGUAGAGUUACUUUUGCCAUUGCUUAAGAACACUGUGGAAGGAAUUGGUUUAGAACAUGCUAAUCUUUCUGCAUCCAAUUUGAAGAAGAUUUUUGAACAGAAGGACAUAUUAUCAAAAGAAUUAGACACUUUUAACCGUGUGAAAUUAGCCUUAGAACAUCUUAUUAAACAGACAGACUAUGAACAAACAGGACCCCGCCCACCCUGCUUGUUGAAGGAUCUCAGUGACAGUGACAGUGAGAACAGAGACCUCAAGAAGAAGGUACUUGAAAAGGAGACCUAUAUCCAAGAACUUUCAUGUCUCUUUCAUAAUGAAAAGGAAAGUGCUUUGAAAGCAAACCGGUUUUCUCAGUCUGUCAAGGUAGUACACGAUCGCCUACAGCUCCAAAUUCAGAAGAGGGAAGUGGAGAAUGAAAGGUUAAAAGAACACAUACAGAGCCUGGAAACCCAAAUAGCCAAGUGGAACCUGCAGGUGAGAAUGAAUAAGCAAGAGGCUGCGGCCGUCAAAGAAGCCAGCAGGCAGAAGGCUGGAGCUCUGAGAAAAGCGUCCAAAGUGUACAGACAGAGGCUGAGACACUUUACAGGGGACAUCGAGCAGCUCACGUCCCAAAUCAGAGAUCAGGAAGCCAAGUUGUCUGAAGCAGUCUCAGCUUCCAAUGACUGGAAAAGUCGUUAUGAGAAAAUCGCAAUAGAAAAAACUGAACUGGAAGUUCAGAUCGAAACAAUGAAGAAGCAAAUCUCUCAUCUUCUGGAAGACUUGAGGAAAAUGGAAACUCAUGGGAAAAAUUCAUGUGAAGAAAUUCUUAGAAAACUUCACUCACUGGAAGAUGAAAAUGAAGCCUUAAAUAUUGAGAAUGUGAAAUUAAAGAGUACACUUGAUGCCUUGAAGGAUGAAGUUGCUUCUGUUGAAAAUGAACUUGUAGAACUUCAAGAAGUAGAAAAACGACAGAAAGCCCUCGUUGAAGGAUACAGAACUCAGGUACAAAAGUUGGAAGAAGCAGCCGCAAUGGUGAAAAGCAGAUGUAAAAAUUUACUCCAUGAAAAUAAACUAAUAAUAAGUAAAAAAAACACAAAGCUAGAGAAGGUUGAUGGAAACCAUAGCCUUCUGACCAAGCUUUCUCUUGAGGAGGAAAAUCAUCUGAUUCAGUUAAAGUGUGAGAACCUUAAAGAAAAAUUAGAACAGAUGGAUGCGGAGAAUAAAGAGCUUGAAAGGAAGCUGGCCGACCAAGAGGAGUUUCUCAAGCACAGUGACCUGGAGCUGAGAGAGAAGGCUGCAGAAUGCACAGCACUGUCCAGGCAACUGGAAGCUGCCCUGGAAGAAGGGAGACAAAAGGUUUCUGAAGAAGUAGAGAAAAUGUCGUCUAGAGAGAGGUUUUUACAAAUGAAAAUAUCAGAUCUGGAAACCGAGCUUAGAAAGAAAAAUGAAGAACAAAACCAACUUGUUGGCAACAUGAGCACUAAAGCCCAGCAUCAGGAUAUAUGCUUGAAGGAAAUACAGCACAGCCUUGAGAAGUCGGAGACUCAAAAUGAGAGCAUUAAGAAUUACUUGCAGUUUCUUCAAAUUUCCUACGUAACAAUGUUUAGAUAAAUUGUCGAAUUCUGCUGAUUGAUAAACUUUAUGAUUUACAGGUUAGCAGUAUUAGAAUUUGUAUGUGAAGAUACUUGGACAUAAUUUAUUAUCUAAAUGAACUUUAAGAA
Rattus rattus (black rat) is the source of this 2361-nucleotide messenger RNA. It is a transcript of the gene Odf2l, whose product is annotated as outer dense fiber of sperm tails 2 like. Gene Ontology annotation, cellular component: ciliary basal body; centrosome. Lineage: Eukaryota; Metazoa; Chordata; Mammalia; Rodentia; Muridae. The transcript has 16 exons. Bases 470 to 2251 code for a protein of 593 amino acids. Gene Ontology annotation, biological process: negative regulation of cilium assembly. The record is from RefSeq and is a predicted model, not a curated record.